Messenger RNA from Trichoderma aggressivum f. europaeum, 969 nucleotides. RefSeq lists its product as uncharacterized. Lineage: Eukaryota; Fungi; Ascomycota; Sordariomycetes; Hypocreales; Hypocreaceae. The record is from RefSeq and is a predicted model, not a curated record. The coding region runs from base 1 to 969 and encodes 322 amino acids. The transcript has 3 exons.
AUGGAGUAUCGCUACUCAGAGAUCAUCGACCCAAGUGUCUACGAGACACACGGGUUAGCCAACGGCAUCGCUCUUCGUGGGCACAAAGAGCCUAUGAAGGAGAUCCGUGGAGCACGUCGAGCCCAAGUCGAUUGGUCGACUCACGUAAAACCUCUCGCCGACUACAAAGGCGGGCUGGGCCAGAGGUUCAGCUUCAUGCAGGUAACCGUUCCAGAAUGUCUGCCAGAGAGGCUUGAGAUCAUCUCGUAUGCAAACGAAUAUGCGUUCAUCUAUGAUGACGAGAUGGAAACUCUAGAUCUUGAGAAUGUCUCGGUCAAGUCGCCGGAGAUGCUCGAGGCAUUCGGAAAGGGCGUUUUAGACAGCAAGACGGACAGCAAAUCACGUCCCGAAAAGCGACUGCAGGCACAGAUAUUGAAAGAGAUGAUUGCGAUUGACCCUCAACGGGCCAUCACAUCUAUGAAAGCCUGGGCCAAGUUUGUCCAGUUGGCGUCUCAGACAAGAGAAUCGCCAUUCCGGACCUUGGCAGAGUACGUCCCCGCAAGGGUGAUUGACGCUGGCGAGCUGAUCUGGUUCGGUACGUUGACGUUUGGCAUGGCCCUCACUAUUCCGGACGAAGAAUACGACCUCUGCAUGGAACUGGCCCGCCCCGGAUACGCUGUCUUGGGACUCACCAAUGAUCUAUACUCGUGGGAGAAAGAGAGGCAAGCGGCCGAGAAAGCAGGCCAGGACUAUGUCUUCAACGCCAUCUGGGUCAUUAUGAACGAGCAGCAGGUGAGCGAGGACGAGGCCAAGGCCAUCUGCGCAGAAGAGAUCCAGCGAUAUGCCACCGUCUUCCGUCGCAACGUCGACGAGACAAAGAGGAACAUGGCGCUGUCCAGGGAUCUUCGGGCGUACAUCGAGGCUGUCAUGUACAGUUGCAGUGGCAAUCUCGUUUGGAGCAUUUACUGCCCGCGAUACCACGAAUUCUAG